AAGAGAAGAGCCAUUGCAUGUUAUUAACCCACUCUCCUCUCUCUUCUUAUUUUCUCUUCUUUACAAAUAAUAUACUACCAUUUACUCGUAGACUUGUGUCUUCCCCUGACCCUGAGUAGUCUUCUUCCUGUUCUACCAACCAUCUUUCGAUUUCCAGUCUCUUGAGCAUUUUACCAAGCACUUAAUGAACCCAUCAACCUCGUCAUCGCCUUCCAAGGCGAAAAGGAAGCAAACGGCGUCAACAAGCGCCAAAACACCAGAGCAACAACAUGGAACGGCGUGGGCAGGAAGAUACCUGGGUGUUCGGAGAAGGCCGUGGGGAAGAUACGCGGCAGAGAUUAGAGACCCUUCGACCAAAGAAAGGCAUUGGCUUGGCACCUUCGACACUGCCGAGGAAGCUGCCUUAGCCUACGACAGAGCAGCACGCUCCAUGCGUGGCUCUCGCGCUCGAACCAACUUCGUCUACUUAGAUACUCCUCCUGGCUCCUCCGUGACUCCCAUUGUCUCCCCCGAUGAGGAAUCCCACCAGAACCACGACUUUUCGUCUCUCUUUGGUUCCAACUUGCUAGCUCAACAACCCAACCCUGCUGACCGGCCGACGGAAUGCGCCCUCUCGGCCGGGUACUUGGGCAUAAAGGAUGCUGAUGCCUGGGCAGUUUCUUCAGGGAUUUAUUCCCAGCAAUAUCAAUCACCCACGAUGGACGUACAUAACGUGCCCCACUUCCGCCAGUUGUAUGAUGAUAGCAACACUGAGCUCCCUCCAUUGCCACCGGAUAUUACAAGCUCCAUAGGUUACGAAAUGAGUCAAGAGUUUUACAAUAAUGGCUUUGGAUACUCGGAGCAAGGCACAGACCCGGGAUUUGAACCAUCAACAAGCUGGCCUUCGUGCUCGUAUAUGGGCUUGGAUUCGGGUGAUUACUUGCAUAGCCCACUGCUGAGCAAAAUGCCAACGAUAUCAGAAAAGAUGCCGGAGGGUUUUGAACUGGGAGGUACCUCUUACUUCUUCUGAUUCUGAUAAAUGAUUCUGCUAAUUUCGGGGCUGGUCUCUAUGUUUUGUGCGUCCAGUAGUUUUCAACUGCCGAGUUCCGAGUCCGUAAAUGAGUUGUGUGGGUAAGUGGGCUUUGA
Molecule: messenger RNA, 1125 nt
Organism: Neltuma alba
Lineage: Eukaryota; Viridiplantae; Streptophyta; Magnoliopsida; Fabales; Fabaceae
Product: ethylene-responsive transcription factor LEP-like
Exons: 1
Coding region: 185-1009 (274 amino acids)
Biological process (GO): regulation of DNA-templated transcription
Molecular function (GO): DNA binding; DNA-binding transcription factor activity
Source: RefSeq, a predicted model, not a curated record